AUGUCGUUGUCAGUACAGAUGCAGAUUCGUCGCAACGCGGAGGAGUUGCGAGCCUAUUUGGCGGACUUACAAGAUUGGGAAGGAAGCUUUGCUGAAAGGGAACAGCCUCACAACCCAACCGAAAUUGAACAAGAACAGAGGAAAGCCCAGCCAGCGGAGGAUGACAAACGGCAAGAACCUCUACUGCAGCAGCAAAGCCAAGAUAAACAGCAGCAGCAACUGACUAGCCCGCAGCAGGAAGGGGGUCAUGUGUCUGCGGGUGCCUCGCAAUUGCAAGUGUCUCCCUCUGCAGAAACGGACAGGAGAAAGUUUGCGCGCGAUUUAAAUACUCUUUCAGAUUACUAUAAGGCAUGGGAUUCCUUUGACGCCGAUGCCGAUACAGAAAAGGAAGAGGACACCAUACAACGAAGAAAUCGAGCACUGGCGAAAAAGAAAACAUUUCACCCUGCUGCUCGUGGGAACCAGCCUAGUCGGCGGUCGACCAAAAUGUGUAUCUUGGGGGCAUUGCCGGGAGCAGAAAUAGAGGAACUGGAGGGCUUGCAGAGAAUAAAGACGGAAGCAAAUGAAGCAUUCAGAGGUGGAAGACUCGACGAUGCGCUCAUCGGAUACACCCGCGGCAUCCAAGAAGCAGAAAUACACCUUCACAACCGCACUACUGCUGCUGCUGUUGCUGAGACUGAUACCAAAUCAACGGGGGCAGCAGCAGCAGGAGUAGCAGAAGGGGCUUUUGAGCAGUUGGUAGGGCAGCUGUACGGGAACAGGGCAGCAGUAUUCUUUCAGCAGCACAAGUACAAAGAGUGCGUCAAAGACUGUACAAUCGCCCUUCAGUGGGCUCCCCUUAACCCGAAGAUCCUCCACCGCAGGGGUUUGGCCUGGUCAGCCCAGAAAGAAACAGAUAAAGCUAUUGUCGAUCUCAGAAGAGCACUGCGGCUCCUACAGCAGCAACAUCAACAAGAACAGCAGCAGCAACUAGCGCAGCAGUACAAGCAACAACCUGAACAGCAACAAACGCAACAAGAGCAGCAGGACCAAGAACCCGAAAAGCAGCAGCAACAACAAGUGGCGGGCGUUGUUUCAUGUUCUCUAUCUGCUGCUGCGUCUUCUCGUGAGUCUUUGAUGACGAGGAUAGAGACCGAAAUUGAGCGAAUUGAAGCCAAAGUAGCACAACAAAUGCAGGAGGAGCAGCAAAGAAGAAAGUCAGCUCUGCUGAUGCCCCUCUACGAGAACAGCAGCCGCUUCCCCUCCGAGCCGCUGCGGCCUCUCACCGUCGUUGCUGCUGCAGCUCGCUGUAACAGACAAGCACUAGUUUAA
Messenger RNA from Eimeria maxima, 1311 nucleotides. RefSeq lists its product as hypothetical. The record is from RefSeq and is a predicted model, not a curated record. The transcript is spliced from 3 exons. Gene Ontology annotation, molecular function: protein binding. Bases 1 to 1311 code for a protein of 436 amino acids. NCBI's taxonomy places the organism in Eukaryota, Apicomplexa, Conoidasida, Eucoccidiorida, Eimeriidae.